AUGUCCUCGGGCGUGUCGAUGCCUACCAUUCCGAUAUCAGAAUUGAUCACCCCACUUCUCGAUCCCAGGGCCAUGGAAUUGAGCAGUCCUGAAAUAACCUGUUCCAAUGCACUUACCAUGACCGCCGCAGACCAAAACUAUUUUCGAUAUUUUCCCUCCUCCUCAGUCGUGUUCUAUUAUAUGAAGAACUGGGAAUGGAGUAGCCUCAGGCUUCUAUACAAAGGUCCCGCAGCAACCAACAAGAUAAUAAUGCGCAUGAUGCUCGCUAUCGCAGCGAGUGACAUGCAUCGCCAGAGAAAUUUCUCAUCCGCAGCGGAGAAAGAAGCAACCAAACGACGCGCCCAAUAUCAUUAUGAACUUGCGGUACAAGAAUUCCGCCAAUACCUCGAAGAAUACGGAAACGCUGCCAAUAAUAAUAAUGAUGAUGAUGAUGAUGAGCCCGGAACCGUCGAAAAGGCGCUAGAAUCUGAAUCCGAAAUGAUAUUUUCCGUCAUGUUUCUCAUGAUCACAUAUGAAUGGAAUUUCGGACACUCGGUGAAACAUUUCCAAAUGCAUAUAGAGGGCGUACGGUGUAUGCUCAAAGCGCAUCCGGAGAUCUUUGUGACCAGGAAUAUUGCCGAUACGAUAUUAACGACGGGUCUGAGACCGAAGAAUGUGAUGUCGUUUAUUCCGUCGCAGCUUCUGCUUUGGAUUUUAUAUAUGGAGAUUUCCGGCCAUCCCCGAGGCCUUACGGGGUCUUUAUACAAUACAUUAGUCGAGUCCGGACAUUCUGCACUACAUCCGGAUUACUUACAUCAGUGUGCACGCAUCUGGGGCCGAUGUCUGUGGGCCGAGGAAUACCCCGAGACACAGAUAUUAGACGACAUGGAGAAUCAUAGAGCCCUGGAACUUAAUCACCAUUCUAUCAUCAUCGGGAAUAAGAUCUGGCAGCUAGCUCUGGGGAAUAGCGAUGACCCUUCGAUGACUCCAGACAAAUUGUACGCCGAAAUAAUGAGAAUCCGAGAGCUCUACAGCGACAUGUUCAUAACCGCCAGAUUCACCUCCUCCUCGCUCUUCGCCUACCGCGCCCUAUUCACCAUCUAUCUAUCUGUGUGCGCCUUUGAGGCUCAAAUCCUGUACCACCGACGCAUCUUCUACGCCAAAUCCCGGCCACCAAACGACGUCGAACGCCAAGCCGUCACCACCCUUUUGGAUCUCCUCUACAAACAAUACUCGGUCGAACCAAAACUCCUCCACCGCAUGCCCUGGUCAAUAUUCAUGGUCAUGAUUGAGACCGAAGACCCCAUCCAUCGUGACUGGGCGGAGCAACGGCUCCGAGAAGUGAGGCAUUUGCACGAGGGGAAUGCGUAUAUAAAUACAUUAGUCGAUCUGGUCGUGGAGAGGCAGAGGAUGUAUCCGGAUGAGAUGGUCGAUUUGCUGGACAUUUUGCAGCGGCAGUAUAGUUCAUAG
This is a messenger RNA of Talaromyces marneffei, 1449 nucleotides long. RefSeq lists its product as uncharacterized. The transcript has 3 exons. The record is from RefSeq and is a predicted model, not a curated record. Bases 1 to 1449 code for a protein of 482 amino acids. NCBI's taxonomy places the organism in Eukaryota, Fungi, Ascomycota, Eurotiomycetes, Eurotiales, Trichocomaceae.